AUGUCUGCAGAAAAUGAAAUUGGUGAUUCUUCAUCCUCCGGUUCCGAAAUGGAACAAGACACUCCGCAUAAACAUAAAUCUGGUUUUAAAGGAGAAGGUGAUGAUAUAAUGCCGAAUCUUCCACCAAUAGUCAAAAAACGUGUCAAGGCUUUGAAAAAGUUACUUGUAUCACAAACUGAUGUUGAUACAAAAUUCUACACUGAACUUCAUGUUCUUGAAUGUAAAUACCACAAAGAGUAUUUGGCAUACUAUAAUAAGCGAAGUGAUAUAGUUCAGGGCAACUAUGAGCCUACCGAAGAAGAAUGUGAUUUUCCUUCUGAUGAAGAAGAUGAUGUCAAGGAUCUCUCUACAGAUAUGGAAGGAAAAGUAAAACUUGAGGAAUCUAAAGCUAAUGAUGGUAUAGUUGACGGUACUAGCGACAAAUUGAAAGGCAUUCCAGACUUUUGGCUAACUAUUUUAAAGAACACAAGUCUUAUUAGUGAUAUGAUUCAACCCCAUGACGAACCUAUUCUUAGUCAUUUGACAGAUAUCAAAGUUUAUCUGUUAGAAGAACCCAUGGGUUUUGCUUUGGAAUUCCAUUUUUCUCCUAAUGAAUGGGUUUUUACCAAUUACUGUAUUAACUAA
Macrosiphum euphorbiae (potato aphid) is the source of this 624-nucleotide messenger RNA. Lineage: Eukaryota; Metazoa; Arthropoda; Insecta; Hemiptera; Aphididae. The record is from the annotation of a GenBank genome assembly.